This is a messenger RNA of Panicum virgatum (switchgrass), 2284 nucleotides long. RefSeq lists its product as uncharacterized. Lineage: Eukaryota; Viridiplantae; Streptophyta; Magnoliopsida; Poales; Poaceae. The record is from RefSeq and is a predicted model, not a curated record. Bases 1654 to 2253 code for a protein of 199 amino acids. The transcript is spliced from 4 exons.
GCAGACAGAAGGGUGGGAUCCUCGGGCCGUGAGGUAUCUUCUAGCGAGGGGUGCGUACUACAAUCCUGAUGGUUCCCUUGGUUUUCGUGAUCGUGAUGCUGAGGAUCUAGGACGCAAGAUUCAGGAAGCACACGAGGCUGCUUCCACAGGCGCUUUCGUGCCAGACAGGGAGAACGAUGUGCUGACUCGAGCACUUGGAUCCAAAGAGCACCCAGGCCGCACACGUGGGACCGGCAAUGUUCCAUGGAGGUUUGCCUUCCCCGAACAUUUGGGCACAUACAGGAGCCGUGGGAGGAGGAAUGCUCAACAACAGGCCGAGUGGCAAAGUCUUUUACAAGCUGUCCGUGAAGAAAUAAAUGCAACGAAUGAGAAGGUUUGGGCUGAGCUUGUGGAAUCACUUUCCCGUGGUGCUCCCUUGGCACCAGGAGAAGCAAUGAGAGAUGCUGCGCCAGAUCUUACAAGUCCACGAGGGUUGGUUCGGAGUAGCUGUGGGAGCACUGCAUUGCUUGAGGAGGAUGUUGGAGUCACCUUCCCUGUGGAUAAGAUCACACAACCAACAACCUGCAAGCUAUACAUCCAUCAGAAGUUCUUUGAUAUGAAGGUGGCUGUAGGUCAGGCUUGGCCAACCGGCGAAGGGGUUAUGCUGCAUAAUCGCCCUUUACCUGAAGGUUAUGCAAAGGUUACCGUUGAUUCUCUUGUUAAGAGGAAAUACAAAAAUGUGGAGUUGGAUAUCCCCGGUGAUGACAGUAGGUUGCUAGGGGAUAACAUCGGAGGAUUUGUGGCGUGGCGUAAAUGCUACAUAAUAUUUGAAUCAGAAUCUGAGUCAUCCGAUGAUUAUCCUCGAGAGUCACCGGAGAGGGACCUACCUCCUUCACCAAAGUCCAAAAGAGAAUCAAGCCCGCCGUCACCUCAAAGAGAGCUAACUCCUCCUAGCCCUCCGAAAAAAGGCGAACAUCAUCGAGAACACAGAAAAUAUCAUCUCAGAAGCAAUAUUCAGAACUAGCAGAAAAGCCAGAGGGACCAUGUGAAGGGACGGGCAAGAAACAGGUGAGUGGAAGCAUAACAACGCUCCUCAAAGAAAAAGGAAAGAAAGGAGAGGAGGACUUCAUAGUCCCCAAAGGUGCAAUGGACCAUUUAUUAAACUUAAUGAAAGUGCCGCAAACUGGAAAUAAUCAACCUCCGCUUUCAGACUAUGAGCGAACUAUGAAUAUAGAGAGGUGGCGUGAAGGAACCCGAGCUGCACACAAGUUAAAUGUAGCUGAACGGGCCGCAUUUUGUGAACAAAACAACAUGACAGAGUUAGAACUUCUUCAAAUUGAGUAUGGAGAAGAUUGGUGGAAACAACCAUUGCCACUACCACCGAUUACCUGGCAAUUUGAAAUGGGGAAAGAUCUGGUGGCCCCAGAACAAAUCCCGAAGCUACCCACAAGAAUGCGACAGUUACAUUCUUGGUACAAGAUGCAAAAAGGUAAGCUGUUUGGGGCAAGUUAUCUUCAUGAAGAUCUUCAUAAGGGGGAAGGCAGAGUGUGGGUUGAAUUCGAGCACUUGUAUCAUUUCUACCAACAGGUUGCUCUCGAUGUCUCAAUUAUGACCUUGUGGACUGUGUAAGUAUCCUCACUACUGAUCAUCUGUCGUCAUUUAUCACUCAUUAGCAUGUUUAACUUUUCAUCAUUCUUUUCUAGAAUGGAGUCACACAAAUGUAGACGAAGUGGGAUUAACAAUAUAGGCUUCUUGGACCCUAGCACCGUACAUGAGAACUCAGUCCACUUACCAAGUACUGUUGACUACUUGUACAAAGCUUUCCUCUCCAUGCAGGAUAAAAGAUCCAUACUUCUUUCAUACAAUUGCUUUUAUCAUCAUGUCCUACUCGAUAUCAGCCUUAGCGAUAGUCGAAUCGAGGUUUCUGACUCACGAAAGAGGCCAUUAUCACUAAUCCAGCCUGUCAUUGAUGUCCUCAACAAGGCCUUCGCUAAGUACCGUAAGAAAAACAAAAUCCAUAGACCUUUUUGGGGAGACUUCACUGUAGAAGAGGCUAAAUACAUCCUCAAGCAGCCUCCGGGCAACAAUCACUGUGGGUUCUAUGUAAUGCAUUACAUGCACUGCUACACCGGCGAUUGCAGAAGCGCCGAAAUGAACACUGAGUUGGAUUCAGGUGAAUUGCUCAUGGACGAGCUAGUAGCACUUCAAGAAGAACUAGCCGGAUGGCUUGUGGACUAUGUGGUGAAACCAGGACCUGAGUACAACAUAAUCUAGGUGUAAUGCAUAGAUCGCAUCGUUCUUGUCA